GCCCAGCCUGGGAUCCCUUCACGCAGGGUGGCCGGGAAGGGGUGACUUUGCCAGGUUGCAGCUGGAGCUGGGGGCGGGGGGCGGCGCCGUUCGCAGGCUUCCAUCCCUCCCCUCGGCGGUGGACUCGGCUGCAAAACCGGGGGUCCCUAUUUCCCGGACCGUUUCCCACGUAGGCAGCGGCUAGAAGACCUCUCCGGACUGCAUUUCCGGCGCCCGGCCUCAUGGCAGACAAGAAACUGGUGGUCGUGUUUGGAGCCACAGGUGCCCAGGGGGGCUCAGUGGCCCGGACACUCCUGGAAGAUGGGACAUUCAGGGUCCGAGUGGUGACCCGGGACCCUGGGCAGAGGGCAGCGAAGGAGCUGAGGCUGCAAGGUGCAGAAGUAGUGCAGGGAGACCAGGAUGAUGAGGCCAGCAUGGAGCUGGCCCUGAUCGGGGCUCACGCCACCUUCAUCGUGACCAACUACUGGGAGAACUGCAGCCAGGAGCAGGAGGUCAAGCAGGGAAAGCUGCUGGCCGAUCUGGCCAAGCGCCUGGGACUGCACUACGUGGUCUACAGUGGCCUGGAGAACAUCAAGAAGCUGACAGCAGGGAGACUGGCAGCGGGACACUUUGACGGCAAAGGGGAGGUAGAGGAAUAUUUCCGGGACAUUGGUGUCCCCAUGACCAGCGUGCGGCUGCCCUGCUAUUUCGAGAACCUCCUCUCCUUCUUCCUGCCCCAGAAAGCCCCAGAUGGAAAGAGCUACUUGCUGAGCUUGCCCAUGGGUGACGUGCCCAUGGACGGCAUGUCUGUGUCCGACCUGGGCCCCGUGGUGCUCAGCCUGCUGAAGAUGCCCGAAGACUACAUCGGCCGGAACAUCGGGCUCAGCACCUGCAGGCACACGGUGGAGGAGUACGCCACCUUGCUCUCCAGGCACACCAGGAAGACCGUGCGAGAUGCCAAGAUAAGCCCCGAGGACUACGAGAAGCUUGGCUUCCCCGGCGCCCAGGACCUGGCCAACAUGUUCCGUUUCUAUGCCCUGAAACCCAACCGCAACAUCGAACUGAGCCUGAGGCUCAACCCCAAGGCCAGGACGCUGGACCAGUGGCUGGAGCAGCACAAAGGGGACUUCGCAGGACUGUGACCCUGCCCACCUCUCAGCCCCAUCUGGGGGGACAGGAGGUGCAGUCACAGUGAUCCUUUCUCGUGUUACAAGAAAGUUUAUUUUUUAAAUAAAGGCCAUUGUUCUCACA
Molecule: messenger RNA, 1230 nt
Organism: Balaenoptera ricei (Rice's whale)
Lineage: Eukaryota; Metazoa; Chordata; Mammalia; Artiodactyla; Balaenopteridae
Gene: NMRAL1
Product: NmrA like redox sensor 1
Exons: 6
Coding region: 222-1121 (299 amino acids)
Source: RefSeq, a predicted model, not a curated record